Molecule: messenger RNA, 783 nt
Organism: Lasiosphaeria miniovina
Lineage: Eukaryota; Fungi; Ascomycota; Sordariomycetes; Sordariales; Lasiosphaeriaceae
Exons: 1
Coding region: 1-783 (260 amino acids)
Molecular function (GO): biliverdin reductase [NAD(P)H] activity; riboflavin reductase (NADPH) activity
Source: RefSeq, a predicted model, not a curated record
AUGAAGGUGCUCUUGCUUGGCGCUACCGGCAAUGUCGGCAGCCGUGCACUGCCAGCCCUGAUCAAACACGGCCACACCGUCAUAGCCUACGUCCGCUCGCCUGCCAAGCUCGCGCCAGAGCAGCGAGCUGUGUUGGCCGGCGUGGUCACGGGAUUGGUCACAGACAAGCCGGCGUUGAAGACUGCCAUCCUCGCCCACAACUGCGACGCCGUCUUCCACGCCGCUGGCCUGGCGCAGAUGUGGGGCCGCUCCCAGACCGGCGAGUACAACACCAUGUUCGCCACCGUCGUCGCAGCCAUUGUGGAAGCCCGAAAGGAGCGCCGCGGGCCCGCAAUCCGCGCCUGGCUGAUGUCUGGCUUCCCCAUGCUGGACCUGAACAGCGCCAUCCCGACACGGCUCAUCGGCGACUACAUGCCCAUGUUUCCCGAGCACAGGCAGAAUCUGGCCCUCAUCCAGGAACAAGAAGAGGAGGACAUCGCCUGGUCGCUGUUUUGCGCCUCUCAGCUGACUCCCAAGCACAAGGAAGCUCGAAUUCCCGCGCCCGACGACUGCUCGGCGGCCAAUGUGGUGGCCGGCGCCGGCUCGCCCCCCGAGUGGCGGGACACUCUUGCCUGGGUGCCGCUGAUCGGGCCCUACUUGAACAUCUUGAGCCAGGCGGGUGGCUACGCCACUUCCUCAGAGGAUCCCCUGGACUUCAUUGCUGCCGACUUGGAGGAGGGGAGACAGAGCGAAUUCAUCGGAAAGAAAGUAGGAUUUAAGCUGAAGAGGAAGAAGGCUACUUGA